GCUACUCAAAGUGUCCGACAAUAUGCGCCUACUCGAUUAUUUUUUAAGCCUUCACUUCGGAAAGUGUCAAUUGUUCUUUGAAACAACGUAGUUAAUAAUGUUUUGAGGCCACUGUUUAAGUGUCAUUGUCUUUGACUUUACAUGCAUCCUAAAGUGUGAUUGUAAUAUUUUUUUUAAAUAUCGCAAUAUUACAUGCAUUACGGUAAAAACUAGUAAACUAUAGUAACCACAGAAAGUCAUUUUCAUUACGAAGAGCGUCAAGAAACUCUUCGUACAGUAAGUCAAGCUUGAUAUUUAUAUUGUAAAAACACAUUCCUCAACAUGACAGAAAUAUUUUCGUCGCUCUACGGACAAAGUGAAGCUCAGGGACCUUCGGGACCUUCUGCGAUGGGGUUCGGCCCUGGGAAGCCACUUCCACCACCGGUACCCCAAAACCCAGUGCACAUGGCGGUGCCCAUUCCACACCAACUUGUAGAUGAGGGGCCUCCUCUUCGAAAACCUGCAGCAAUGAACGAACCCUUUUACCUAGUGCGAGAACUGCCAGGAUGUGUCAGAUAUCCUCCGUCUCAUCAAGUGGAAAAUGAGCUGACUGGAAACACCAACCUCAUCACACACUACAAUCUGGAGCAUGCAUAUAACAAGUUUUGUGGCAAGAAAGUUAAGGAGAAGCUCAGCAACUUCCUCCCAGAGCUCCCUGGUAUGAUAGACACAACAGGUCUUCAGGAUGGAAGUUCUUUGCGCUCCCUUAUAGAGAAGCCACCAGUAUGCAAUAACUCCUUCAGUCCUCUUACUGGAACCAUGCUCACUGGGUUCCGACUACACACAGGCCCUCUUCCUGAGCAAUACAGACUGAUGCACAUUCAGCCCCCGAAGAAGAAGAGCAAACAUAAACACAGACACCACCGGCCACAGGACCCCUUACCUCCAGAAACACCGUCAGACUCAGACCACAAGAAAAAGAAGAAGAAGAAGGAUGAUGAUCCUGAUAGAAAGAAAAAGAAGAAGGAUAAGAAGAAAAAGAAGAAGUGCCAUCAACUUCUCUGGGCUUGGAGGCAUCUGGGAUGGACCAUCACACAGCGGAAACGUGUAUUGUGGUCUUUUUUGUAAGAAAUGGACACCAUGUGCUCCAGACCAAAGACGAUACAGACCAUCCAGACUGUUACCAGUAACAAGUCCAAAACCCAGGGUCUAUUAUGGUAUGGGGUUGCGUCAGCGCCCUUAGCAAAGGUAACUUACACUUCUGUGAUGGCAGCAUUAAUGCAGAAAUGUACAUUGAGAUUUUGGAGCAACAUAUUCUGCCUUCAAGACAACAUCUUUCCCAGGGAUAUUUCAACAAGACAAUGCAAAACCACAUUCUGCAUGCAUUACAAAGGCAUGGCUGUGACUUCCGGGUGGGACGAGGAUGGCGAUGGCUGCGUGAAAACUUUGCUCCCGACCAAACUGCUGCAAACCCCCAAGGAAUACAGGAGAUCUUUCUCGUAAGAGUUCAAUUUUGUAAACUAAUGCUGGGGGGAGACGAACGUGGCCUCAGUAUGCCAUUAAGAAGCAAAAAAAAAAAAAAAGGAAACUGACAUGGAAGGCGCAGGUUGUAACGAUGAGGCUAUGCUAGGUGAGACGGUCUCAUUAGCUUCCAUCCGUAAGGCCAUAAAUGAAGCUAUGGCUAAUGCUACAUCCGAGCUGGAGACUAACAUCUCUAAACAGUUCUCGGACUUCCAGUGCAACAUCCAAGAGAACAUUAAAAAACAACUUGGCGAAAUGAGAUCGGAUAUUAAUCUGAAGAUGGAGGAGACCAUGAACAAAAUCGAAGUGGUGUAGCAGAGACUGGGGGAAGCCGACCAACGGGUAGGAGAGGUUGAAACAUUCAAUAUGGAAGUGGAUAAAACUUUAACCCAGAUGCAGAGAACUCAACUUGAAUUAAAAUCAAAACUGACCGAACUCGAAGGGCAUUCCCAUCGCAAUAACAUACGGAUCUACGGCAUAAAAGAAGGAGCUGAGGGCACCUCGAUGAUUCACUUUGUGGAGAACCUCAUUCAAACCGAGCUGGGUGAGGGCACCGGCCCAAACGAACUUGGCAUUGAGCGUGCAUACAGAGUACUCAGACCCAAACCAGCUGACAAUGUUCCCCCGAGAUCAACGAUUGUUAUAUUCCUGAAAUACUCAACCAAAGAGAAGAUCAUCAACAUGGCGUGGAAAAAAACCAUCACGUGGACAGGAAUAAGGUGUUUUUUGACCAUGACUAUGCAACAGCUGUUAUGGAAAAAAGGAGGGAAUAUCUGCCGAUUAAGAAAGUGCUGAAAGAGAAGGGAAUCAAGUUCCGCACACCGAUGACAAAAAUGCGUGUUUUCCUGGACUCUGGGACAGUUACAUAUGAUAACGCCGGAGAUGAUCUACGAGCGAAGGGGUUCCCGAUUCCACCGAGACCCGAGGGCAGAUCGAGGGAAAUGUCACGGCCCCAUUUCACCUUGGAAAAGGUAAAUCGAUCCCGGCGUAGAGACGGCAGGGAAUAUCAGCAAAGGAUCCAGGACAAGCUCCGCGGAUUUCAACAAGAGACUGAAACCGACGCCGAGGACUGUUAAUUCACAUCGUUUCAUCAUAAUACCAGCUUUCCUGUACUCCUGGCGACGUCUUCAUCUUUAUUAUUUGACAUCGGAUAAAGACGGUAGGCUACAUCUCCCAGACCAUCUGAAUAACUUCCAAUCCGCGGUCUCCUCCAAACGGUGACCCACUAAAUGCCACUUUGAUGAAACCAGUAAUAUUGUUGGUUUGGACUCACUCUACCCCUUAAAUGUUUUUUUUUUUUACAUGCAGUGUUCCUUAUCAUGAUACAGUAUACUUCUUGAUUUUCAUAGGCCAAGUCUUUUAUAUCACUUAAGCUUCAGGGUAAGGCAGUCAGUCUGUAGUGCUGAAUGACAGCCACCCACACAAACAACCAGAGGGGGCCCCGCAACUCAGCGGUUGAAACAUCCCCCUAUACUAGAGGACUAUGGAUAACCUCUUCCUUGGAAUACCACUUUCUGUUUAUUGUCAUGUUCUAUUGUUAUGACUGUUCUGUUACUGUUUAUGGUUUUUAAUCUGCUGUUCUCAGGGGAGGCGAGUGAGUGUUUAGGAGAAGGUUGGUCUAUAACUGAAUAACAGAAUUUAAGGUUAUCACUCUAAAUGUCAAUGGUUUAUCAACCCCUGUCAAGAGAAGUAAAGUGAUAUCCAAAAUAAAAAGGGAAAAGGCACAAAUUAUAUUCUGGCAAGAAACCCAUCUAACAGACCAAGAACAUGAAAAGGUAAAGAAAAUGGGCUUUAGACACACUUAUUACUCAUCCUUUAAAACAGGACGUAAGAGGGGCGUGGCUAUUUUGAUGCCAAAUAAGGUUCAUUUUGAACUCCAGGUAGAGAUUAAGGACAAGGAGGGCAGGUUUAUUAUGGUAAAGGGCAAAUU
Molecule: messenger RNA, 3430 nt
Organism: Neoarius graeffei (lesser salmon catfish)
Lineage: Eukaryota; Metazoa; Chordata; Actinopteri; Siluriformes; Ariidae
Gene: med19b
Product: mediator complex subunit 19b
Exons: 7
Coding region: 322-1107 (261 amino acids)
Biological process (GO): positive regulation of transcription by RNA polymerase II
Cellular component (GO): mediator complex
Molecular function (GO): transcription coregulator activity; transcription factor binding
Source: RefSeq, a predicted model, not a curated record